GUAGACAACGCCGAUCGGAGUCCGGGACCAAUUCAGUUCAGCUUUGAACACGAAGGCAGACGCAAUGCAUCCGGAGCGCUACGCCAGUCCCAAUCCAUUGAUUCCAUUGGUAAUCGCAGGCGUCCUGCUUCUCUCGACGCUAUCGCAGGUGAGCGGCUACUCGGGCCGGAUUCCACCGGAUGCAGAUAAUCCCGGGAAGUGCAUGUACCGCGGCGACGUCCUGGAGUUGGGGGUCACCAAUGGCAUCGCGCCCUGCCAGCGACUGACGUGCAACCAGGAUGGCUCCAUACUAAUCGAGGGAUGCGGCAAGCUGCGCAUCGAAAACUGCAACCGGGGCGAGCGAAUCUCUCCGGGCGAACCCUUUCCGGAAUGCUGCAAGCUGAGAUACAAGUGCAAACAGAUCGGAGCGGCACCCUACUACAUCGAGCGGAAUACGGCGAAGAGGGUCUAGUGGGAUUAGCAGGGAUUAUGCCGGAUUAGCCAGCGGGAGAGGACCACCGAAGCCAAGGAUGACAUGAAUCUUUCUUAGAUGCAACGUUCAUAUAAUCAAAACAUUGUUAAUUUAUUUGUAAUCUUGUACUUCUCAAUAAGCACCAUGUUUUGUUUUUUUUUUUAA
This is a messenger RNA of Drosophila erecta, 616 nucleotides long. RefSeq lists its product as uncharacterized. The transcript has 3 exons. The record is from RefSeq and is a predicted model, not a curated record. Bases 65 to 451 code for a protein of 128 amino acids. NCBI's taxonomy places the organism in Eukaryota, Metazoa, Arthropoda, Insecta, Diptera, Drosophilidae.